Molecule: messenger RNA, 1236 nt
Organism: Hipposideros armiger (great roundleaf bat)
Lineage: Eukaryota; Metazoa; Chordata; Mammalia; Chiroptera; Hipposideridae
Gene: COX11
Product: cytochrome c oxidase copper chaperone COX11
Exons: 4
Coding region: 83-910 (275 amino acids)
Cellular component (GO): mitochondrial inner membrane
Molecular function (GO): copper ion binding
Source: RefSeq, a predicted model, not a curated record
CGUCUCAGGGAUCGCGAGACCGAGCCGGCCUCUCGCGAGACCUGACCUCGGCCGCGACGGGCGGGUGUUCUUUCCGGGCGCCAUGGGAGGGCUCUGGCGUCCAGGAUGGAGGCGCGUCGCGUUUUGCGGCUGGCGCCGGAGCCACCCCGGGCCCGCGACGAGCGUCGCGGAGAGGCUAGAGCCGCAUCUGAGGCAGGGGGGGAGCGGGCCAGGUGGCGCUGAGAGCGGGCCGAGGCGGCUCGGGACAUGGGGGCGCCCGAGCGUGGCCCGGGACCUGGCCGUGCAGGCGCCCCGGCGGCCGAAGAGCACAAACCCGUUCACGCGCGCGCAGGAGGAGGAGUGGCGGCGGCGGAACAAGACCGUCCUCACGUACGUGGCCGCGGCCGCCGUGGGCAUGCUGGGGGCGUCCUAUGCCGCGGUGCCCCUUUAUCGACUCUACUGCCAGACUACUGGACUGGGAGGAUCAGUAGCGGCAGGUCAUGCAUCAGACCAGAUUGAAAACAUGGUGCCUGUUAAGGAUCGCAUCAUUAAAGUGACCUUUAAUGCAGACGUGCACGCAAGUCUCCAGUGGAACUUCAGACCUCAGCAAACAGAAAUAUAUGUAGUGCCAGGAGAGACAGCAUUGGCAUUUUAUAAAGCGAAGAAUCCUACCGACAAACCAGUAAUCGGAAUUUCGACAUACAAUGUUGUACCAUUUGAAGCUGGACAGUAUUUCAAUAAAAUACAGUGCUUCUGUUUUGAAGAACAAAGGCUUAAUGCACACGAGGAAGUAGAUAUGCCAGUGUUUUUCUACAUUGAUCCUGAAUUUGCUGAAGAUCCAAGAAUGGUGAAUGUUGAUCUCAUUACCCUUUCUUAUACUUUUUUUGAAGCAAAGGAGGGGCACACGUUGCCAGUUCCAGGUUAUAAUUGAAGUCAGCAACUAGGGUCUCCUUCAAAUUGGUGAUUUUUGAAAAAUCAUGUAUCUUGUCUUCUCAGAAGAGAAAUAUUCUACAAUAAUAUCUUCCAUUCUAUUUUAAAUAUGAUGUACUUAUGUUUUUUUCCCCCAACUAAUUUACCCUACUUAAAAUUCAGAGAACAGGUUCAGGUUUUUAUCAUAAGGAAUCCACAUGCCUAUUUAGAAUAUAUGACUGACUGUUCAAACCAUACUUAGAACUUGUUAGGUAGUAUUAAAAGAAAUUGCUUUGUUUCAUAUAUAUAUAUAUAUAUAUAUAUAUAUAUAUAUAUAUAUAUAUAUAU